AUGAAGGCUGACCCAGAGGUUAAAAUGAUAUCAGCGGAGGCACCAAUACUUUUCGCCAAAGGUUGUGAUAUCUUUAUCACUGAACUGACCAUGCGUGCAUGGAUUCAUGCCGAGGACAACAAGCGCCGUACACUACAGAGGUCUGAUAUUGCAGCAGCACUAUCAAAGUCUGAUAUGUUCGAUUUCCUCAUUGACAUAGUACCUCGCGAGGAGGCCACGUCCCAUGCAAAGAGGUCUAGCCAGACAGCUGGAGCUUCUGCAGGCGUUCCUGGCCCCGCAGGAGCCACCGGCCAACUGCCACCAUCUCAACACGGUGUUCCCCAUCACAUGCCUCCGCCGGACUAUAGUACCCUGGGUCAGCAUGGGCUCCAAGAUCAAGAGUACCGGCCGCCGACGAUGUAUGCUGGAGCUGUGCAGUCUGACCCCACGGCUGCCUAUGGUCAGCAUCAGCCUCAAAUGUUCGAAGGAAUGUAUGCAGCAUAUCCGCAUCUACCACCUCAGCAGUGA
Messenger RNA from Aspergillus luchuensis, 507 nucleotides. It is a transcript of the gene hapE, whose product is annotated as CCAAT-binding factor complex subunit HapE. Gene Ontology annotation, molecular function: DNA-binding transcription activator activity, RNA polymerase II-specific; DNA binding; protein heterodimerization activity. Lineage: Eukaryota; Fungi; Ascomycota; Eurotiomycetes; Eurotiales; Aspergillaceae. Gene Ontology annotation, cellular component: nucleus; CCAAT-binding factor complex. The transcript is spliced from 2 exons. Bases 1 to 507 code for a protein of 168 amino acids. Gene Ontology annotation, biological process: regulation of DNA-templated transcription. The record is from RefSeq and is a predicted model, not a curated record.